AUGUCGCACUCGUCUUCUUUUCACGGCACGACGACAUCAACCGUGCGCGUUGGAACAAAACUCGCGAGAAACAGUCGCCGUCGCAGAUGUAAUCGUAGAAACGCGAAUACGAUGAUGACAACUUCUCCUUCGUCAUUUUCGUGCAACAAGAACAAGAACAACGACAAAAACGAUAACCAAAACGAACGCUCGACUUCUUCUUUAUCGUCGUCUUGCUCUGGAAGGCGACCUUUAAACGGAAGAAACGAAAAACGAUCGAUUAUUCCGAGAGCGAUUGAAGAUGCGCAAUCCAUUCCAGCCGGUGUCGAUGGAGAUUGGUCGCACGUCACUCCUGACUUUCUCUGGGAAAGCGAGCUCGAAAGGAGAACCGAAUACUUACAAGAUUUUGAAAGAGUGCAAGUCCGGACGGCGCUUGAUAUCGCGUUUCACGCGCACGAUGGUCAAAAGCGCAAAUCCGGAGAACCAUACAUCAUCCACCCAGUAGCUGUAACUUGUAUUCUAGCGUCUUACUAUAUGGAUCACGAGACAUUAUGUGCCGGGUUGCUGCACGACACCGUGGAAGACACCGAGUUUGUGACGUUUGAAAGCGUGGAGAGUAUGUUCGGCCCUUCGGUUCGAGCGAUAGUUGAAGGUGAGACAAAAGUGUCAAAAGUAUCCAGCACGGUUUCCAAAGCAGCGGAUGACUCUUUCGUGAGCUCAACCUUCGACGAACCAGACGUAAAGGCAGACGAUUUACAACAAAUGUUCUUGGCAAUGACGGGAGAGAUUCGGGUGAUUAUCGUUAAACUUGCGGAUCGGUUGCACAACAUGAGAACGCUCGGGUCGAUGAAACCAGAGAAGAGAAUAAAGAUAUCAAACGAAACUUUACUUGUUUUCGCGCCGCUCGCGAAACUAUUAGGAAUGUACGAUAUGAAAAACGAGUUGGAGGAGAUUGCGUUUGGGUGGGCCAGUCCGGGAUGUUACGAGGCAGUCGCGCAGAGAAAAGAGGAGCUCGAGCGCGUUCACUUGCCAGUUAUUAAUAACGUUGCCGCUAAAUUGAACGAAGCAUUGAAAGACGACGAUUUUCUGCGCGGCUCCGUGAUAAGCUUUGCAGUCGAUAAACACGUUAAGGAAAAUUAUGGCAUAUAUCGUAAGGCGUUGAAGAGCAAGAAAAAGCCAGGUUUUAUUCACGACAAAGAAGAAGAUAGUCCCGUCAAAGAGGAAGACGAAGACAACGUAGACGAGGAAGAGGAACAGAAACUGAGAGAUCUCAAGUCGAGACUACCGAACGUGAACGAAAUUGCGCAGAUUCGCAUCGUCUUGCUCGACGAUAUGUCUACGAAAGGAUUGAGCGAGGCCGCGAAGAGAUCCCACGCGAUUCGAGUAACGUACCACGUUCUUGGGUUGGUCCACACUUUGUAUCCACCUGUCCCGGGAAGUAUGAAAGACUACAUCGCGACACCCAAAUUGAACGCGUACAGAGCGCUGCAUACCACGGUAUUGCCUAUAGAACGAGGAGAUAUGAACGAUACCGAUUUCCAAAGCGCGAACGAAAGUUUCAUGGAAGACGAACAAAACGAAGAGGUUUUCCCGCUCGAAAUUCAAAUCAGAACUGAGCAAAUGCAUCUCGGCGCGAUUUGGGGAAUAUGCGCGGACAGGGAGUUGAAAACGGGAUGGCGCAAGCGAGCGAUUGUAGAUAUCUUCAAGAGAAGAAAUGAAAUGCGUCAAGAACUUUUGGAACGAGGUAUUCCGUUAACGGCAGAUGAAAAAUCGUUCAUGGAAGAAGAAGAGGAAGACAACAAGUUUCUUCAGAACUUGUCUCAGAGUACGGCUGGGAACGUGAUGGAUAACGAAGAGAGAAACGUUGCACCUAUGCGUCAAGUUUUGUGGUUGAAAAUGAUUCAAGCUUGGCAAGAAGAGUUUCUCGGCGUGUUAUCUGCGCGAGAGUUUGUUGAUACGGUCACGGGCGACUUACUCGGUCGACGUACGUUUGUUUUCUCUCGCGCGGGACAAGUUAUAAACUUACCAUACGGAGCAACGGUCGUUGACUACGCAUCGUACCGCGAUUGUUUAAGCGAGAUGGUUGAAGUUAAAGUCAACGGCCAAGCGGUUGAUUUCGGUAAGAAACUCAAUAACGCGGAAGUCGUAGAGAUUGUUCGUUCGACAGAUUCGGCGGAGACGAUGAAGCAGAAAGUUGCACGAUUUCGGAUGUUUUUGCCGGCGGCUGUCACGAAGGCCGCGAGGUACAAAAUUGAGAAGUUUUUAGACGAACACGAUUCAACUUUCAGGGAGCGAAAAAGUGAAAACACAUGGGAGAUGGAAUCGUACGAUUUGAUUGGAUUACCUUCCGGGAAAAUACGUGCCGAUAGAAAAGCGGUGAGCAUGUUUGUGACUUCCUAUCUUCGAUUGGAGUGUAGCGACCGAAGCGGACUUUUAGCGGAUAUUUCGUCCGUCAUCGCGAAUCAAGGAAUGAGCAUCGUGUCGUACAAUGGGAAUAAAUCUCCUACGGAAUCCGAGAGUAAUUUUGACAUGAAUUUCGAGGUAACGUUCAACGAAUCUGAAUUGUAUCGAGGCGAAGCGCUUGGUAAUUUAGAUGCGCGCUUGGCGAAGGUGUGUACGGAUCUGAUGACUCGCGUCGACGGAGUCGAUAAUUGCUCUGCUUUCUGCGCGCUUCCGGAUGACAACAUGUUCAGCUUCCAAAAAUAA
Molecule: messenger RNA, 2685 nt
Organism: Bathycoccus prasinos
Lineage: Eukaryota; Viridiplantae; Chlorophyta; Mamiellophyceae; Mamiellales; Bathycoccaceae
Exons: 1
Coding region: 1-2685 (894 amino acids)
Biological process (GO): guanosine tetraphosphate metabolic process
Source: RefSeq, a predicted model, not a curated record